AUGGUCCACCACGAAGAAGCUCUGUUAUUCUCGUCGACCGCAACAUAUUGCAAAAUGCAACUUUCAGACUCUUCCAAGGCGACAACUUUGCCCUUAGAUCCGACAGAUAAGAGCAAGACUGAGCGACUAGCAUUAGCAUGUCGUUCUACUUCCAAAGAACUUCAACAGCGUCUAUCAAUCGCCUCGGAUACAUCUGAUCCUGGUCUGGAUGAUCCCUUUGCUUCUUCGACGUCCGAUUCUUCCAGCGAAGAUCAUGAUGAUGAUUCGGAAGGAGAAGCUCUCGAACAAGCUGCUGCUCAUUUAUGGGAUUCUUGGUGGUCUCCCGCGAAACAAAAUCUUGAGAUGCGCCAGUCCUUUUACCAAGUUACUCCACGCUCAACUGUUAAUAUAACACCGGAACCACUGUCUCCGUGUAAUCGAAACUUUGCUUCAGAGAACUUGUCAGACUUGACAUUGUCAAACGAACCACUAUCUAAACUACAUCGAUCUUCCGCUAUUCGCAACGCCAAGCAUCAAAGUCGAUCACAAACACCUCCUACUCGUCAAUCACAACAUGCAUACACAACCUUUCCAACGCAACCGCCUCCUGUACCUCCAAAGCCCCAAAACUAUAGGCCGCAUGGAAGAUACAAGUCAUGGCCCACACGCUCUUCCUCUCGUCAGAUGUCAAGACCUCCUCUUCAAAGAACAAGAGCCAAUACCACCCCUGGCAACCCCUACGCUCCCGUCCACUCUUCGGGUCUCAGUAUCAUCACCACUCUAUCACCAACACCACAGGGCUCAAGACAAACCUCCUGGAGCACCACCUCCGAAGACCGUCUCUACAUGCGCUCAUCGCUCAACACGCCACCCACUCGACCACUCAUGGAUUUGAUGAGCAACGAGAUUUGCCCCGAGAUCUCCUGUUUCGAAGACGAUGACGAUGACGAGAAACUCGGUCUUAUUGAUUCGUUGGGUUCGAAGCUGCAUAUCAGAACUAGUUGUGGUGGUGCUGCGAGAGAUAAAGUGUUUGAUGUUGAGGAGAAGAAGAGGAGCUCGAAGAUUCGAAGUAGGGCGAGGAGUGCUACUGGUGCUAUUAGAGAUGUUUUUGUGAGGAAGAGAGCGGGGACGGUUGGGUGUUCGUGA
This is a messenger RNA of Glarea lozoyensis ATCC 20868, 1125 nucleotides long. RefSeq lists its product as uncharacterized. The record is from RefSeq and is a predicted model, not a curated record. The transcript has a single exon. Bases 1 to 1125 code for a protein of 374 amino acids. Lineage: Eukaryota; Fungi; Ascomycota; Leotiomycetes; Helotiales; Helotiaceae.